Rangifer tarandus platyrhynchus (Svalbard reindeer) is the source of this 381-nucleotide messenger RNA. NCBI's taxonomy places the organism in Eukaryota, Metazoa, Chordata, Mammalia, Artiodactyla, Cervidae. The record is from the annotation of a GenBank genome assembly.
AUGGGACCAGUUGUUGGCUGGAAGACCAACUCAGGAGCCAGCUGGGCCACGUGGAGAGAGAGGCGGGAGGAAGCCUCCAAGCUGGAGUUCCCCUUCCCCUCCUCUCUGAAGGGGGCGGGCCUCAAGGGAGGAAGAUGGGAGCUCAGUUCUAGGUCUGCCUGGACCUCAGAGAACCGCACGGUGCCCAGGUCUUGCGGGGGCGCGCAUGCAGCGCAGGACGCACCACAGCGGGACGGAGUCCCUCGCGGGGCGACACCAGUUUACCUCCUGCCGAGACAGUGUAGGCCUCGGAGCAGAGGGUUCCUGGAGGCAAUCUUGAGAAGGUUGAUUUUUACCUUCUCCCUCCUCAUCUCUUUUCUAUUUCCCUUCACAUUUUGGUGA